CAUUCUCAUAUUAGUUUAGUCUCUCGUGCCGUAAACAUCUCCUGAAAUUGUCGUCUAAAAUAUAAAAGCAAACAAAAAAAUUCUUUGCUCCCAAAAACUUUUCGAAUCUUUUCGAACGAUUUUUAGCAAACGGCAAAGUUUUCCUCCUGAAAGAUGUGUAAUACUGCCUGUGGUUCGGUGUCGUAUGCCCUGGCCUACGGUCCAGUGGGUCCCGCCCUGCCCGCAAUGAACUACAGCAACUGCUGCUGUGGUCCCUGCCCACCCUGCGGGCCCUGGACCUGUCCGCCCAACCGCUGCUGUGGCUGCGGCGAGUAUGGAUGCUUUGGACCCUACUACUGAGGAGACUCGAAGCGGAGCAAAACGAAGUCGAAACACCUUGCAGAACUAGAG
This is a messenger RNA of Drosophila guanche, 390 nucleotides long. Its product is annotated as male-specific sperm protein Mst84Dc. The transcript is spliced from 2 exons. The record is from RefSeq and is a predicted model, not a curated record. NCBI's taxonomy places the organism in Eukaryota, Metazoa, Arthropoda, Insecta, Diptera, Drosophilidae. The coding region runs from base 154 to 339 and encodes 61 amino acids.